Messenger RNA from Glossina fuscipes, 1522 nucleotides. Its product is annotated as protein ABHD18. The record is from RefSeq and is a predicted model, not a curated record. The transcript has 7 exons. Bases 32 to 1522 code for a protein of 496 amino acids. Lineage: Eukaryota; Metazoa; Arthropoda; Insecta; Diptera; Glossinidae.
AAUUUAUAUAAGAUUAUAUUUUUAUAAAAAAAUGGCACCGAGUAAAUUGGACAGUGUGUAUCGACGAUUGCUACUUACACGUUUUUUUGACAAAGGGUGGGGAAAGCCAGAAAAUUUGCAAAGAUUAUUUAAAUUUCGAAAAAUUAUAUCGCGGAGAGAAACUUGCUUUCCAUUAAUUCCGAACGAUUAUCCCGUAGAAAUAAUCAAAGAAGAGAAACAUCAAGAUUACACAAUUUUGGAAGGACAAUUUUUAACACCACUCGAAUUGCAUUUACCUGGCAUUGUUCCGAAACCAGUACAAGAUGCUCAUUUCCAAGUAGUUAUACCAAGAAAAUGGAAGGAUCAAUAUAAACCAAUCUGUAUUCAUUUAGCUGGAACCGGAGAUCAUUUUUUUUGGAGACGAAGAACCCUCAUUGCUAAGCCAUUACUUAAAGAAGGCAAUAUUGGAGCCAUAAUAUUAGAAAAUCCAUUUUAUGGGGCAAGAAAACCGGAUAACCAAGUACGAUCCAACUUGCAUAAUGUUUCUGACAUAUUUGUCAUGGGUGGAUGUCUUAUAAUGGAGUGCCUAGUUUUAUUGCAUUGGUGUGAGAGAAACGGUUUCGGACCAUUAGGAGUGACUGGACUAUCAAUGGGCGGACAUAUGGCGUCAUUAGCUGCAACAAACUGGCCGAAGCCAAUUGUGCUGGUGCCUUGUCUAUCUUGGUCCACAGCUGCUACGGUUUUCACAACAGGGGUUAUGAGUCAAUCAAUUAAUUGGGAUAUGCUUGAAACACAGUAUUAUUCAGAUGGGAAGUAUAGAGAACGAUUAUCUAAAAUGGUGACUAUAAUUGAUGACGCGUUCACCGCAGGUCAGAAGUUCAUGAAGGACUUUAAUCAGAGUCUGAUUGAAUUGAAAAAAGAUAUCACAUACACUAAACUGCUGCAAGGCACCAGCACGCUAAAAACAAGUGAAAACGUCAUCAAAAGCAAUAAGACGAUUGAAAAUUGUAAAAUGGAUAAAUAUUUUAAUGGGAUUGGCAAAAAUGAUUGUGUGACGCCAGAAGCUACUAAAGGAAAAAUCGAAUCUUCUUCAACAUUAACAAAAUUGAUGAAAUACAUUUUACCGACUACAAGUCGCAACGCUAGUCAUAGAAUAGAUAUAACAAAAACUAAUUGGUGGGAGCGAGAAGCUUUACAAUUCAUGAGAGGAAUGAUGGAUGAGUGUACUCACUUGAAAAAUUUCUCUGUGCCAUAUGAGACAUCAUUAAUUAUUGCAAUCUGUGCAAAGGACGAUGCAUAUGUGCCAAGAGAAGGAUGCUCUAGCCUAGAAGAGAUAUGGCCAGGAGUUGAAGUUCGCUACUUAGACGCUGGUCACGUUAGCGCCCACGUAUUACAUCAGAAAUUGUUUAGAUCUAGCAUAAUUGAAGCUUUCGAAAGAGCUAAAAAAAUGCACAGCACUCGAAAGGAGGAUUCGUCGGGCGAUAUGAAUACUUCAAAAUUGUCGUAUCAACAACUUUUAAAUAAAUAUGUAAACGCAUUUUAA